AUGUCAUCAAAAUACGCAUAUCAUUUCAGAUUGAAGGAGUUAAAGAUGCAUGUUCAUGAAGCUAGUCUGUCCGUAAUAGAGUUGCAUGCGCUAUUUAGGGUUCUUCGCAUGACUUAUAAAAAGAUUGCGGUUCUACCCGUAUUUUAUAUUUAUAUUUACUACAGUACAUUUACCAAACUCAAGAUGCGUUCCUGUAGUAUCCUAAUCUGCCUUUGUGCAACCGUUAUGAUGGUGACAUCUGAAUAUGUUUCAGUUCAAGUUAGAGCCGCUGAUUCUUUUAGUAAGCCGAAUAAAGCCCCAGAAAGCGGUAGAAUUUACUUGAGUCGUAGAGGUUUAGACGAAGCUUUAAAAAAACGAGAUAUCAAAAACACUUUACCCAAUGAAAGAAAGGAUCGGAUAUACAAUUCUAGAACCUUUAUUAAUGCUAUCAAAAGACGAGAAGAAGAGGCCGAUAGCGAUGGUAAAAAUGAAGAUGAAGAAAGUAGAGAUGACGAAGACAAAGAUAUUGCAAGCAAAACCGAUAAAGACGAAGAUAAAAAUAAAGACGACGAUGACAAUAAAGACGAAGAUGACAAUAAAGAUGAAGAUGAAGAUGAAGAUGAUAUGGAUGAAGAAGAGGAAGAGGAAAACGAUGAGGAAUAAAACAAUUUAACUGUGGCCG
Messenger RNA from Mucor mucedo, 661 nucleotides. RefSeq lists its product as uncharacterized. The record is from RefSeq and is a predicted model, not a curated record. The transcript has 2 exons. Bases 1 to 642 code for a protein of 213 amino acids. NCBI's taxonomy places the organism in Eukaryota, Fungi, Mucoromycota, Mucoromycetes, Mucorales, Mucoraceae.